GUAGAUACAGUAGCGACAGCAGGCAAGGUGGCGAUGAAGAGCGACGGAGGAAAUUGGGGAGUGACAGAGUCGCUGGAUGGCGACGAAAGGGACAGUGUCGAUUGCAGAAUGUUAAACUUUGUGUCGGCAGUGUUGUUAUUGACGCUAGUGGGUGUGGUCAGCCCUCAGUGUAUCACCACCAACGAUACUCAGUCCCCACCACUCCACCCUGACCUGGGCCACAUCCUCCCCUUCAGCUUGGGUUUGUUCAAGGAGCUCUACGUCCCCGGCAGCGCCACGGGCAACUUCUUCUUCUCCCCCUUCAGCAUCUGGAACGCCCUCGUCUUGGCCUACUUCGGGUCGGCUGGCAGAACCCGGGAGCAACUGCAACGGGUUCUCAACCUUAAGAACCCAGCUGAUACCCUGGCCACUUACAAGGCCGUGGACCGUCUGUACGCAGAGCGACAGGCCAACAACAGCGACUAUGUGAUCGAUUUGGCCAACCGAAUGUACGUGAACGUGAGCUUUCCCAUCCGUGACUGUGUGAGCCAGGUCCUCUCUGAGGAGGUCCAGUUUCUCAACUUCUACCAGAACGAGGCAGCCAAUAAGAUCAAUCAAUUCGUGUCGGAGACAACACGAGGCAAAAUCACGCAGGUGGUCACCCCCCAGGACCUUAAGAACGUCGUCAUGGCGUUGAUUAACGCCGCUUACUUCAAGGGCCUCUGGCUCACACCCUUCAAGACUUCCCUCACCUCCAAGGAUAAGUUCUUCACAUCCCCAAACCAACACACACUAGUCGACAUGAUGAAUCUACACGAUUACUUUAAAGCAGGAAAAUCAAGUGAGCUGGGAGCUAGAGUGCUUGAACUGCCGUACAAGGGAGAGGCCGCGUCCAUGUUUGUGCUUCUGCCUGACUCUGCGGCGACCGACGACAACACCACAACACCCCUGGACGCCAUGCUGACCCGCCUCACCCCAUACACUCUCAAAGCUGCCCUCGCCACACUGAGAGGACAAAGAGUCGACAUCAGGAUCCCCAAGUUCAAGAUGGAAAAGUUGAUCAAAAAAGAACUUAAUGAGGCUCUCCAGCGUCUUGGGAUCCGAGACAUCUUCAGUGACUCUGCUGACAUGUCCAUCUUUGAUCCUUUACGUCGGCUUAAAGUGAAAGAGACCAUCCAUAAGGCCGUAAUAGAAGUAAACGAAGAGGGUUCAGAGGCUGCGGCUGCAACAGUGGGACUCAUUGUUCCCUCGACGGUCCCGUUACGAUUCAUAUGUAAUAGGCCCUUCCUAUUCUUCAUCCACGAUAACCAUACCAAUAACAUUCUCUUUAUGGGCGUCUACAGGCAAAUGUUAAACUUUGUGUCGGCAGUGUUGUUAUUGACGCUAGUGGGUGUGGUCAGCCCUCAGUGUAUCACCACCAACGAUACUCAGUCCCCACCACUCCACCCUGACCUGGGCCACAUCCUCCCCUUCAGCUUGGGUUUGUUCAAGGAGCUCUACGUCCCCGGCAGCGCCACGGGCAACUUCUUCUUCUCCCCCUUCAGCAUCUGGAACGCCCUCGUCUUGGCCUACUUCGGGUCGGCUGGCAGAACCCGGGAGCAACUGCAACGGGUUCUCAACCUUAAGAACCCAGCUGAUACCCUGGCCACUUACAAGGCCGUGGACCGUCUGUACGCAGAGCGACAGGCCAACAGCAGCGACUAUGUGAUCGAUUUGGCCAACCGAAUCUACGUGGACGUAAAUUUACCCCUCCGUGACUGUGUGAACCACGUCCUUUCUGAGGAGGUCCAGCUGCUCAACUUCUCCCAGGUAAACGAGGCAGCCAACAAGAUUAACCAAUUCGUGUCGGAGACAACACGGAGCAAAAUCACGCAGGUGGUCACCCCCCUGGACCUUGAGAACGCCGUCAUGGCGGUGGUUAACGCGGCCUACUUCAAGGGCCUCUGGCUCACACCCUUCAAGACUUCCCUCACCUCCAAGGAUAAGUUCUUCACAUCCCCAAACCAACACACACUAGUCGACAUGAUGAAUCUAAACGAUUACUUUAAAGUAGGAAUAUCAAGUGAGCUGGGUGCUACAGUGCUUGAGCUGCCGUACAAGGGAGAGGCCGCGUCCAUGUUUGUGCUGCUGCCUGACUCUGCGGCGACCGACGACAACACCACAACACCCCUGGACUCCAUGCUGACCCGCCUCACCCCAUACACUCUCAGAGCUGCCCUCGCCACCCUGACAAAUCAAGAAGUCGUCAUCAAGAUCCCCAAGUUCGAGAUGGAAAAGAGAAUCAAAAAAGAACUUAAAGGGGCUCUCCAGCGUCUAGGGAUCCGAGACAUCUUCAGUAACUCUGCUGACAUGUCCAUCUUUGAUCCUUCACGUCAAAUUAUAUUGGAAGAGACCAUCCAUAAGGCCGUAAUAGAAGUAAACGAGGAGGGUUCAGAGGCUGCGGCUGCAACAGUGGGAUUCUUCAUUAAAAUACUUCCUUUCCGAAUUAUAUGUAACCGCCCCUUUCUAUUCUUCAUCCACGAUAACCAUACCCAUAAUAUUCUCUUUAUGGGCGUCUACAGGCAGCCAUGAACCCACACCAAACCAUAAUGUACACCCUUAUAGAACACCAAUAUAACUUAGGCACCUACAAAGAGACCUCCGUAAUAUCUUGACUAUCACUGCCCACUAUUAUGUUUACGUGACCAUAAUAAUGUAAAAUAUAUCCCCUAUAAUGUGGUCGUGAUGUGAUCAACUGUGUAUGUGAGUUACAAGUGUUCCCCAAGUACUGACUGACAGUGAAGGCUGCCUCAGUAACAUUCUAACCCUAAUGUUUCGAAAUUAUGAAAUAUAUAAACAAACUGUAAAAUAAUAUUCACUUUCGUUUCUUAAUAUAAUAUACAUUAUUC
This is a messenger RNA of Homarus americanus (American lobster), 2867 nucleotides long. RefSeq lists its product as uncharacterized. The record is from RefSeq and is a predicted model, not a curated record. Bases 34 to 2550 code for a protein of 838 amino acids. NCBI's taxonomy places the organism in Eukaryota, Metazoa, Arthropoda, Malacostraca, Decapoda, Nephropidae. Gene Ontology annotation, molecular function: serine-type endopeptidase inhibitor activity. The transcript has 10 exons.